AUGGCCAAUUCCUCAGAAGUUUGGCUUACGUUUGACGCCACGACCUUUGCAGUUGCUCUAUGCGGCUGCGUUUUACUCCUCGCUGUUAUGAGAUCAGCCGUUCUCAAGGAGAUUCUUCGCCAUUGGCACCUUAGUACUUUGCCCAUCUGCCCCCGUUGCGGUGGCCACGUGCAUGCCCCCAGAGGCUCCUUCUCGUCCGCCACCACCUCCCACGAGGGACACUUUGAGAAUGCUGGGGAGGACAAACGGGAAUAA
Molecule: messenger RNA, 255 nt
Organism: Aspergillus viridinutans
Lineage: Eukaryota; Fungi; Ascomycota; Eurotiomycetes; Eurotiales; Aspergillaceae
Exons: 2
Coding region: 1-255 (84 amino acids)
Source: RefSeq, a predicted model, not a curated record